Molecule: messenger RNA, 264 nt
Organism: Haemonchus placei
Lineage: Eukaryota; Metazoa; Nematoda; Chromadorea; Rhabditida; Trichostrongylidae
Source: the annotation of a GenBank genome assembly
GUGAGAAUCAAGUGGUGGCGACUGAAGAAGAAAGAGGCGGCCGUCGUUUCCAGCGUAUUGUCAACGGUAACGACUGUCGACGAAACUUGGAAGGGAGCUGCUCAAGCGAUAACUCGGGUUGCGCGGUUGAAGCUCGGCAUGACCAAGCCUGGACGGCAAAAGCUCGCUAAGCAAACAUGGCUGUGGACGGACCAUAUCAGGGAUAAAGUCCGUGAGAAGAAAAAGCAAGCAGUACCACGCAUUUUUUAUCGAAAAGACGGCUGA